Molecule: messenger RNA, 2054 nt
Organism: Paramuricea clavata
Lineage: Eukaryota; Metazoa; Cnidaria; Anthozoa; Malacalcyonacea; Plexauridae
Source: the annotation of a GenBank genome assembly
AUGAAAAGCGAAUAUAUAUAUUUCGAGGGAGAGCAAGUAAAAGCUCACAUCGAAAGUAAACUCAAGAGUGGAAAUGCUGAACUAAUGUCAGACUCUGAACAACAACAGUCGGUCGAUGACUCAACAUUGUCGAGCCGCAGCGACCCAGCCACGAGUGUGUCCAGUGAUAUACACAUGAAAGAGAACGAUGCCGGACGUAGAGAGUCAAAUGAAACGUUUUGGGCAUCAAUAGCGAAAAGUAUAUAGCAAAUGAAGCCGUUAUUGACCAGAAUUUGGAACGUGACGAGGAUCAUUCACACAAGGAGUGUUCAACAUAUGCAAAUUCACCUAAUGCAUCUCUGCUUGGAAGGCCAUCAACUUUUGAUAAUCCACAAAUUGCUGAGACAAAAGAUUCAUUUAAUUCCCGUGCGUCAGCUAAUAAAGCUUAUACAAAAUAUUCUACGUAUGACCCAGAAAUUCUCAUGUUAAAAUCCAAAUUUGAAAAAUUUACUGACAACGUGGUAACAAGGCUAGACGAGCUCGCUUUCGAGAUAAACGUCGUAAAGGAGAACAAACCGUAUUCGAUCGUAACUCUGGAAGGAGUCAUUGAUGAAUUAAAGAAAGAAAAGGCCGAGUUAUACAGGAAAAAUGAGGCACUGCGAGAGAGUAAUAAUAAUAUGCAACAAACUAUAUCACAACUCAGCCAGACAAAUAAACAGCUUGAAGAAGAGAAAUCAAGUUUAGUAACAGCCAUUAAAAUAAUACAAAAUGACUUUAAUCAGCAGGCUAUCUCUAAAAAGAAAAGUGGCGAAGCAAGAGAAGAGAGUGGUGGUGGCAUUGAUGAUAAUAUGUGGGAAAAAUCUAAGUCAAAGCAUGGUGAAAAUAGUAGCGUAAAACCGGUGGCAUAAAACUAAAAAAUCAAUAUGAAACCUUAACCGACAACAAUCCUGAAUCUUCAAGUUCAUCAUCUGAUAUCGAAUCUGACGAGGAACCAAAUGAUAAGUUCAAAAGUUCAACAAAAGGAACCCAUGUUCGAAGACAAAAAAAGAAAUUGAUAGAAAAUGUCAAAGCUGAUAAAACAAAGAAAAAUAAAGAUGCAGGUGCUGACAAGAAAACGACCACCAUUAUUGUGGGUGACUCUAUGGUCAAAUAUCCUAAUGCUAACAGACUUAUAAGAUCAAUGCUAACUGGAAAUCACAACAUACACGUAGAAACAUACAGAGGGUCAACUACUGAGGCUAUGGCUCAUCAUAUUAGGCCAUGCUUAGUCAAGCAGUCAGCCAGCUGGUGUUGAUCAUGUUGGUAUGAGUGACCAUAGUUUGAUUAACAUUCAUAGAAAAAUAUCUAUCCCCCGCAAACAACCUAAAAUAAAAAAUACUCGCCAGUUCAAACAUUUUAAUGUAGAGGCUUAUAAACAGGAUUUAGCCAAAAUCCUUCAAAACCAACCUGAAGAUGGCAAACCAAACAUACUUUGGGAGAACUGGAAAAGAAAAUUUUUAUUAGUGGUGGAUAUGCAUGCCCCUCCAGUUACCAGGAGAGUGCGGAGUGAGCAUGCACCUUGGUUAAUAUUGGAAAUUAAAAAGAAAAUCUAUGACAGGGAUUUUUUAAAGAAAAAGUCAAUCAAAACUGGAUCUAAUCAUAAAAAAGCUAGAAAUCAAUUAAAUAGUUUGAUAAAAUCUACCAAGGCCAAGUAUUAUGAAGCGUUGAACCAGUGUAGAAAAGACCCGAAAACAAUGUGGAAAACUAUAAAUCAAUUAACAAAUACAAAAUCUAAGACGACAAAUAUUAAUGAAUUGAUAAUCAACCAAGAAAUCGUAACACAACCAGAGAAAAUAGCCGAUUCCUUGAAUACCUAUUUUAAUGAGAUUGGUACUGUUUUGGCUAAAGAUCUACCAAAAGGCAAUAAUUCAUUUGAAACGUAUGUCGUCCCUACCGAUAAAUCAUUUGAAAUUAAUAGAUUUUCAUCAAUUAAUGUCAAAAAUGUAAUUUCGAAAAUUAAUACUUCUAAGGCAACUGGACAUGAUCCAAUAUCACUGAAACUUUUAAAGGAUAGUGCUGAUAUUAUAGCUGAGUAG